AUGCCGCCUGCCCCCUCGCUCCGCGCUGGCCCCAUCCCGUCCCUCUGCCCCCACGGCAGCGUUUUGGAGCUGGAGCGGAUGAUCAAGUCGGCCACGGGGAGAAGCGCCCUGCUCUCCUACAGCUGGUACGGGUGCUUCUGCGGCAUCGGGGGCAGAGGGACCCCGGUGGACUCCACCGACCGGUGCUGCCAAGCCCACGACUGCUGCUACAGGAGGCUGAGAGAGAGCAAGUGCAGGCCCCUCAUAACCCCCUACGACUUCAACGCUGCCGAUGGAGACAUCGUCUGCAGUAACGAGCAGAGCUGGUGCAAGAGAGAGACCUGCCUGUGCGACAAGGCGGUGGCUUCGUGCUUCGCGAGCACCUUGCACGCCUACAAUGAGUCUUACCGCUUCUAUUUCAAGCUGAAAUGCCGAGGAAGUAAGCUCCAGUGCUGA
Molecule: messenger RNA, 435 nt
Organism: Leptosomus discolor (cuckoo roller)
Lineage: Eukaryota; Metazoa; Chordata; Aves; Leptosomiformes; Leptosomidae
Source: RefSeq, a predicted model, not a curated record